Triticum dicoccoides is the source of this 1381-nucleotide messenger RNA. Its product is annotated as F-box protein At5g49610-like. Bases 61 to 1236 code for a protein of 391 amino acids. Lineage: Eukaryota; Viridiplantae; Streptophyta; Magnoliopsida; Poales; Poaceae. The transcript has a single exon. Gene Ontology annotation, molecular function: protein binding. The record is from RefSeq and is a predicted model, not a curated record.
GCCGUCACGCACUGCCACAAGCAGUCCACCACUCACCUCUCUUGCUUGCCGCCGGCGACCAUGGCGGACGCCGCGAGAGGAGCAACGGCGCCGCCUCCCGGCGGCAGCCUCCCAGACGAGAUCACCAUCUGGGAGAUCCUCGUCCGUCUGCCCCCCAAAUCGCUCCUCCGCUGCCGCGCCGUCUGCCGCGCAUGGCGCAGCGCCACCUCCACCCGCCAAUUCCUCCUCGCCCACCACGCCCUCCAGCCCGCCCUCCCCCUCCUCUACGGCUACAACUUCGUCGGCGACGAGGUCGAGUCCCUCGACAUCAUCCCCUUCCACCAGCGGGCAGGCGCCGACCAGCCCCAGCUCCAGCUCCACCCCGUCGCGCGGCUUGAGCAAGACUCCGACUUCCACCAUCUGGAGGCCUGCUGCGACGGCCUCCUGGUCCUCUCCUUCCGCCACACCAGCGUCCGUGACUGGCGCUUCGCCGUCUGCAACCCCUCUACUCGUCAGUACGCGCCCCUCCCGUUGCCUUAUGGCUGUAACAUCGAGUACUCGCUCCUCGGGAUGUACCGGCACAUCCCCACCGGCGACUACCGACUGUUGAUGUACCGGGACUCAGUAUUGAUGCCUCAUGAACUGGUACCUGACCCCCCUGAAGACGGCUCCUACAUCUUCACGUUAGGCUCGGGCCAGCCACCGAGGUACAUAGGGUUCCCCGAUGCGCAGGUGCUGACAUACACCUUUGGAUCUCUCCUGUUUCGUGGCUGCCUGCAUUGGCACCCACCAGGCAGCACGAUAACGGUGUUCGACACCACUACUGAGUUGUUCUGGCAGAUGCGUGCUCCGGUUGUUACUGGCCAUGCUAAGUUGUUUCAGAUGGAUGGAAUGCUUGGCAUGCCCGGCUUUAAUGAUGCUGCGACAGCCAUUGAUAUCUGGGUGGCGCAGGACUAUGAGAGGGAGGUCUGGGCCUGCAAAUACCGGGUAGACUUCUCAUUUGCAGACCUCACUCUGCAGUUUGGCAAGUUGGACGAAAGUUCUUGGGUGGUGGCUGUGCCUUGGGAUGGUGACGUGCUCCUACUGAUCAAUUUUGGUGAGCGGCUACUUCAGGUUGACAUUGAGGGCAAGUUGGUCGCUACUUCCCAUCGCAGAGGCCUCGGUCCUGCAAAUCUUUGGCUCAAGCAAACUCUUGUUCAACAUACCUUCUUUCCAACACUCGAGGGUUAUGUUGCCAACUCUGCACCUUUCAUCUGACGGAUGUUAUAUCAAGUGGUGAUUCUAGCCCAACUUUCAGUAUCCUCAUGAGCUGCAGUGUGUAUGAAUUCGGUCCACUAUGAGCCAGCUAGUUUCAUUUUGAUGCAUAGACAAGUUAUGAUCAACAAGCUUGACUGUUUCAUGG